UACUAUUGAAUCUUCUAAAACUAAACAUUUAGAUCUUUACCCAAUCUUUGAAUUAGUUUUUGAAAAUGAAAAGAGUCAAAGAAAGCGGUGCGGAAUUCCGCAAAAAAAGGGCUAAGAAAGCAGCAGAUGCGAAAAAGUCUCAAGGUGCAUUACUGAAAUAUUUCAGUUCUAGUUCUGGUUCGAAAGCCACGUUAACGUCUUCGGUGGCAUCCUGCAGCAGUGGAAGUGAUUCCAGUGCACAAGAAGAAGACGUGCCUGGCGUCGCAGUUGGAAGUAGUUCUGGUCCCACCACAGAGCAGGGUCAAGACGAAGUCGACUCACCAGAUGUGCCUCAAGCAUCUAGUCAUAAGCCUGCAGAAAAAGUGAAUGUUGCCAAAGAAGACAUAAUUGAAAUCGUGCCUUCUGCUCCUGCCGAAGUCAAAGAUGUGAAUCUCGACGAUGUAGGUUGCUGGCCUUCUCCUAUGACCGACGAAGUCAGAACGCUUCUAGUACGUCGCGGGUCUGACUCAGUACAGCACAUCGAUUCCAAAUUUGCCGAUGUUGUUCGCUCAGGGACUUCAACGAAAGGCGGUACCCGAAAACUAACCAAAGAGUGGUUCUACAAACCAUUAUCUAAUGGCGAAAAGGUUCUCCGAACAUGGCUGGUGUACUCGCCUCUGAAGCAGUCUUUGUAUUGUUUUUCUUGCAAGCUGUUUGGCAAUUCCGGCUCGAACUUCGCAUCUGAAGAAGGAUUCAACAAAUGGUGGAAGCUAAAUCCAAGAAUCGGAGACCAUGAAAAUAACCUGGGCCAUGAACAGAGUUUCUUGAAAUGGAAGGAGUUGGAAGUUUGCCUGAACUGUAAAGCAACCAUCGAUCAGAAACAACAAGAAGUUUUCGAAAGUGAGGAGAAGAAAUGGAGGGAUGUAUUGUACAGGUUGCUGAAUAUUAUCCAGUUCUUAGCCAAACAGAAUCUGGCCUUCAGAGGACAUCGAGAAGACAUUCGAGGAGAUGAUAGUGGCAAUCGCGGGAACUUUCUAGAGUUAGUGCACCUCCUAGCUGAAUACGAUCCUCUUCUAAUGGAACACCUGACAAAGAUAAAGCUGGGAGCAAGAGUGUCAGUUCAUAUCUGUCUCCAGAAACCCAGAAUGAAUUUAUAAAUUUACUGGGACAGCAAGUUCGAUCCACCAUCAUCCGUCGUAUUCAAAAAGCUAAAUAUUAUUGCGUAAUCUUCGACAGUACACCAGACAUCUCCCACAAUGACCAAAUGAGCCAAGUUCUGCGAUACGUACAUAUCGAAGGAGAAAAAGUCGCUGUGGUAGAAUCUUUCAUUGACUUCUUCCAACCAAAAGGAAAAAAUGCAGAAGAUCUCAGCAACGAUAUAAUCGCGAAGAUAACAUCAGACGGACUGGACAUACAGAAUCUGAGAGGACAGGCUUAUGACAAUGCUGCCACAAUGUCAGGGAUCCACAAUGGAGUUCAAGCCCGGAUUAAAGCACUAAAUCCGAAAGCUCUAUUCGUUGCAUGCACAAACCACUCACUAAACUUGG
Trichoplusia ni (cabbage looper) is the source of this 1526-nucleotide messenger RNA. RefSeq names its product zinc finger MYM-type protein 5-like. The coding region runs from base 66 to 1136 and encodes 356 amino acids. Lineage: Eukaryota; Metazoa; Arthropoda; Insecta; Lepidoptera; Noctuidae. The transcript has 2 exons. The record is from RefSeq and is a predicted model, not a curated record.